UCGAGUUGGGCUUCCUUUGUAUAGUUAGUCACAGGCUGUAACCGGAAGUAAACAACCCUUUCCGUAACUCACUAACUAGACCAUUCGAAACUGCAAGACGGUAUAUUCUUAAGGGCUCUUUGUGUUCGCUUUCAAAAUGGCAGAAUUCCUAAAAUCUGAGAAAAUCCUCAAAGUUGUUUCAUGCAUAAUUUAUGGCAUUUCUACACAAGUGCAAUCUCGAAACCGUCAUGGAUGUGGUGUACGUCAGUGCUUGAUGUCAGGACCACUAGUCGCAUUCUUGUGGUAUUCGUUUGCUUUUGAGAUGUACUGUAUAAAAACGUACUGGAGAAAUAGUUCAUUGAAACCACAGAUUCCUCUAGAAACACUUCUAAUUAUGAUACCACUUACGCUUUCUGGUGCAAUAACCUAUACUCUAAUGGUGUGGUACUUCUAUAGCAACGAUUUCCAGCAUUCUCACACGAGACUAGUGCCGCACUUUGAUUUUAUGCCUGAAGGACAUCAGGAAGAUAUUGGGCCAACAAGAAAUGACUGGAAGUAUGUCAACAACAUUCUCCUUAUUGGUUUUACUAGUGUUGGUUCUGUUUUUUACUGUUGCUUUGGACUCAAUGUGUUUUUUGACUUCAGUGGUAUUCAUAACUUUGCAGUACACAUUCAUGAUUGGAAGAAAACUCUAUAUUAUAUCGACAUUGGAAUUAUUUACUGGGGAUACAUCAGCGCUGUUGUCGCCUGCUGUAUUUUUUUCAUCUGUUGCAGAGAUAUUGUACGACACAUAGAAUUUACAGAGACUCUCAUAAUAACAAAAGCAAAAAAGUACCUAACUGCUAGACAUUACCAUGAAUGUCUGCUGAGAUAUACAGAUGAUGUAAUGAAUACAACUAAACUGUGGUUCGUGGUCCAUAGUUUGUUUUUUGCAUUCAUUGUGCUAACAGAUGCAGUUGCAUGGAUUAUGGCUUUUUCAGAGAUAAAUCGCAACCACAAAAAUAUGGUCCACAUAAUAAUGGGACAAACUGCAGGUUCUUUUCUCAUUGCCUUCAAGUUUGCAUUCCCCUUCCUGGCUGCCAGUCGUGUGACAGCUCAGUAUGACAAGAUGUAUCGCAGGAUAAACAGACAUUGGCGGCCAGAUGUAUUGUCUGAGGUUGAUGCAUUCAUGAAUUACGCUAUUCGAUGUGAGGCAGGUUUUACCUUGUUUGGAAUAAAGUUAACAGCUGAAUUGGCUCUGAUUUCACUGCUGUCGUGUUUCCUUGGGUUUUGCAGAAUAUUCAAAAACAUUGCUUGAGCACUUUGUCUGGGACCUUUAAGGAUUCAACUGGGCAAAAAUUUGAGAUGUACUUGGUUAACAUUGAAGUUAACUUUUGAUAGACCCUGUAGACUAAAUUCUGUUCCAUUGUUCACAGUCGCACUGUGCUUGGGUUGCGAAGAGUCCCAAGCGGCACCAGCACCUUGCCGAGAAGGGGCGGAUCCAUCAGCUGAGUGUGAUGCUUGGACGUUUCAGAGACUGAGGCCACUGAACUCAACUGGCUGGUGCCUAUUCAAUCAGAGGCCCAAAGAAGAGAGGAAGUUAAAGAAAGAAAGAAAAAACAUACUGAGAAGCGUGCAGUGACAGAGCAAGCGAUAAGCUGCCAAGGUCGUUCCGAGAAGACAAGUGAAGGUUAAUGUUCAAUGCUGCACGCCCAUUUAUACUUCAAGUCAACUUCCUUCAAAUAAUACAAUCAAAAAAGGGAUUACCUUACAGCAAAAUGGUUUCGCUAAAGUUUCAUUGAAAUAACAUGAUAUGGAUUACUCAUCAAGAUGAAACUAUUAAUCAUGCCAGUAACAAAGACUUCUUAGGCCCCGUCCACACGUAUCCGCAAAUUUUUGUAUCCGCA
This is a messenger RNA of Actinia tenebrosa (Australian red waratah sea anemone), 1865 nucleotides long. RefSeq lists its product as uncharacterized. The record is from RefSeq and is a predicted model, not a curated record. Lineage: Eukaryota; Metazoa; Cnidaria; Anthozoa; Actiniaria; Actiniidae.